AUGCCAGCCGUCACUACUUCGUCUGCUACCUCCUCCUCCUCUCAUAUUUCAGCAACCUACAAGAACGUCCUACACUAUCUUUAUUUCAAGAAGCAUGAAUCUCCCAAGGAGGACUCAAAGACACCCAAGAAUAGGACAUUAUUUGUCUUGAACCUCCCAAUUGAUUCAACUGAAGCCCAUAUCCGGGAAUUAUUCAAACCCUAUGGACGAGUCAUCUCUGUUUAUUUCAUCAACAAAAUUCGAGAUAAUAAUAACAAUAUGACGGAGAUGACAAGAGAAGAACGUGAACAACAGGAAGAAUUGGAAAGAUUGGAACAAGAAGCAGAGGCAUUAGAGAAUGCUAAAAACGAAAGCAAAAAGAAAGGAAAGAAAGGAGCAUCAACGUCUACAUCAGGAUCAGGGUUAGGAGCAGGGGCACAGAAUGGGAGUGACAAAAUUACACACAGGAGGUUGUUGACAACUGGAGCGCAGGCAUAUGUAGUCUUUUUGGAGGAACAAGAAGUAACCAAAGUCUUGAACAUGAAGAAGAAAAAGAGGACUUGGAUUGGCGAUGAUGUUUCCAAACUAUCAACCUUGGGUGUCGCAAAAUGGAUCAACGACUAUCACAGAAUGCGACCAGAUCAUGCAUCAUUGCAAGCCAAGGUGGAUGAAUAUAUGGAUAAGUUUGAGCGGUCAGAGUAUGAAGCUGAACAGGCAGCAUUGGCAAGAUUGAAUGCCAUGGAUGAGGAUGGAUUUACUCUUGUGACUAGUGCUGGAAACAAAGGCUAUAAUACCGAUGGAGUCAUCAGAGUUCAGGCCAUCAAAUCUGAAGAUGCAAAGAAGAUCAAACCCAAGAAGAAAGAACUUCAGGACUUUUACCGCUUCCAGAUGCGUGAGGCUAAACGCGACAAAUUGGUCGAGUUGCGUCGCAAGUUCGAGGAAGAUAAGAUUAGGAUCGAAGCACUUAAAGCUAACAAACGUUUCAAGCCUUACUAA
Lobosporangium transversale is the source of this 975-nucleotide messenger RNA. Its product is annotated as ribosomal RNA-processing protein 7-domain-containing protein. The transcript has 3 exons. The record is from RefSeq and is a predicted model, not a curated record. Gene Ontology annotation, molecular function: RNA binding. Gene Ontology annotation, biological process: ribosomal small subunit assembly; rRNA processing. Bases 1 to 975 code for a protein of 324 amino acids. Gene Ontology annotation, cellular component: CURI complex; UTP-C complex. NCBI's taxonomy places the organism in Eukaryota, Fungi, Mortierellomycota, Mortierellomycetes, Mortierellales, Mortierellaceae.